Messenger RNA from Nicrophorus vespilloides, 1473 nucleotides. Its product is annotated as TRAF-type zinc finger domain-containing protein 1-like. The transcript is spliced from 4 exons. NCBI's taxonomy places the organism in Eukaryota, Metazoa, Arthropoda, Insecta, Coleoptera, Silphidae. The record is from RefSeq and is a predicted model, not a curated record. Bases 249 to 1406 code for a protein of 385 amino acids.
GUGGCGGUAAAUUAUCGUGGAUGAGCCUUUAUUCGUUCGCGAGAGCUGUGAAUUCUAAAUAUAAUUUCCCACACACUCAUGCUAAACGUGCACAAAGUGAAACCGAUAUUUUUAGACAACAUCUUCGGACCGUCUGUUGUAUUUUGUUGCGAGUGCAUUAGAAGUCAUUGCCGUGGUUUUUGUUCGAAAAGUGCCAAAGCUCGCUGGUCUUCGUCUGCUGUUGAGUGGACUCUGUAUACGAACAAGAGAUGGCCGAGGCCAUCGAGCACGAGCUCUGCGCGAAUUGCAAAAAGGAGAUUCCGCAGACGAAUUAUGUAAUGCACAUGGCCCAUUGUGCGAGGAACAUCGCUCUUUGCUCUCUGUGCAAGGAGCCGGUUCCAAAGAGUUCUUUGGCGGAACAUAAGAGGACACAUCAUGGUGGUGCUUCGGGUGCAACGACGAGGAAGAAGGAUUUAGAUGAGGAACCUCCGAAGCAGAAAGUGAAGGCGAGGAUUGUAAAGGAGACGAUGUUUAAGCAGGAGACGAUCUCAAGUAAUCUUGGAAUGCAGGUCAAAUCUAAACCUAAAGAUCUUCUGGCUUGCAAAUAUUGCGAGCUAGAGCUGCCUAAAUUGGAUUUGGAAGAGCACGAGAACUACUGUGGUACUCGCACCGAUAAAUGCAACGAGUGCGGCGAAUUUGUCAUGUUCAAGUACAAAAAGAUCCACGAGGACUCGAACCACGGCUUCAUCAAAUUGAACGAUGAGCCAGGACCUAGAGCUUCGUGGGACUCAUCCACGCAAAGGACAUCAGCCACAACGGCUGAACCGCUCUACCAGAGACGCAGCAGAUUGCCGACACUGCGGCCCUUCGAUAUGACUCCACUUUAUAAUAUGGCCGACUACAUCCCGCCCUCAACCAGUGGUCGGUACAGUUCAUCUUCCGGUGCCGCUUCUAAGGAGAAGACGGAAACAUACAAGGAUCUCUCGAGGCGUCUAGACUGCAAAACAGAGUACAUUAGGAAUCUGCUGCACGAUUCGGCAAGCAUCACCGCUCCGCUCAGGUCAAGCGGUGUUUCACCACGCAACCACUUCAACCAUAACAAAGGUCCUGCGCCAAUGCCGCCGUCGCGACGUCGCAAUCCGCCAACGGAGCUGACGAUACCGUGUGAAUUCUGUGGCACGCCAAUCCCUCAUGAGGACCUGGUGCAGCACGAGACUGGCUGCAGACCUGACCUUGCACGGCGCAGGAAAUCACCGGAAUUGGAUGAGUUCUUUGUAGCUCCGCAGCAUCAGCAACCCUCCAGCCCAGAGGUCGAUCUACCCUGCGAGUUUUGCUGCGACAUGAUACCGGCUUCUCAAUUGCUCAGGCAUCAGGCCACCUGCGAAACAGUAGGAGUCGGAGGCGACGAAGAAAGAUACAUUCUCUAAAAGCGCGUUCUGUAGAUAAACUGACGACUAUCAAAUUUAUGUAAACCCACACAAUAAUAUGCUUAUA